Molecule: messenger RNA, 2328 nt
Organism: Bipolaris oryzae ATCC 44560
Lineage: Eukaryota; Fungi; Ascomycota; Dothideomycetes; Pleosporales; Pleosporaceae
Exons: 2
Coding region: 1-2328 (775 amino acids)
Biological process (GO): transcription by RNA polymerase III
Cellular component (GO): transcription factor TFIIIC complex
Molecular function (GO): protein binding
Source: RefSeq, a predicted model, not a curated record
AUGCCCGCAGAUUUUUCAUCACCCCGACAAUCGCGAGGCAAACAGCACAAAUCAUACCGCGUUGCAGACGAGUAUUCGUUCCUCGACGAAGAAGAUGGAUCUGCAGCAUCUGGUAACCAAUCGCCAGCCUUCCAGGAUGAUGAUGAAGAUGAAGACGACUUCAUGCCGGACGCCCAGGAAGAGGUUGAAGAUGACUUUGAGGAUGAAGAGGAGGAGAAUGAUGAAGAAGACGACGCAGAAGAAGACGAGGAAGACUCAGACGAUAGCCUCGUAACGCCCAAACGCGGUGCUCGCGGGCCAAAAGCUACUCUCGUCAAGCCGCCCACCACCCCGCUUGUCCAACGCAACAAGCCAUCUACAGAGCACGUACCCUCGCCUAUUACGUUUUCCAAAGGCAGCGGUAUCAAAGUGCGCAAUGUAGAUGCUGAGAACAAGCUGCGGACACGCGGCGUACCCGAUUUCGACAAGAUUGGAGGUCAUGAGCCGCGAUUGAAAAACUUGUUCGGGCCGGAUGGCCAGCAUCUUCGACCCGUGUUGGCGUCUCGUGACUACUGGAGCUCUCAGGAGACGUUUCCGAUCAAGAAGCCUGGGCGUGUUGACUCUGGUCAGACUGAGUUGGGGGGCUUAAGACGAAGCUUCUUUGAAAAGGAAGGUACUAGGGAGAAAGAGAGUGAGGUCCUGAAGCAGUGGUAUAGGCACACAGGGAAGGCCGUUUUCGAAGCUGUACAGGCUACCAAGGAGUUCUCCGAGGAGGAGGCUAAGGAGUACAUGGGGAAUGAUGGACCAGAGAGUCUGAAUGUGCUCACUGGGCCUGUCAAUAGCCCCCAAGUUACCGCUCUUGGGAAAGGCAAUUAUAUGCAUGUUGGGCAGUCCUUUCCAGACAAGGAUAGUAGAAGAGGCUGGCUGUUCAAUUUUGGAUCCAGGAUACAAGACGCUCAAUGGGCUACCAAGGAGGACAGUCGAACGCAGUAUAUUGCUGUCGCGGUUGAGCAGCACCCCUUGGAUGGAACCCGGCCCAAGCCUAUGGAAAUACCAAAAGCGCCUGCUUUCAGUGCUACGGAGCCACUUCCAGCCUCCAUCCAGAUCUGGGCGUUUGAAACUACUGAAGACGGAGAACUGGAUAAUUCAAAAGAGCCUAGACUUGAACUUGUCAUUUGCGCCAACUGGGGUGCUCCUAAACAGCUACGAUGGUGUCCAGUCGCUGCUACACAUACAAAAGCAGACUCUAGUACUGAGACAGAAACUCACAUUGGCAUGCUUGCGGUCAUCUGGUCAGACGGACGAGUUCGUAUACUAAACCUAUGCACCCCGAAGCGUCAAGCCGGACAAGUCCAAACCACCUAUCUCCACUUCUCCUGCACAGCCUUCGAAGUCUCAAUCCCCCAAACCGUCCCCUCCUGUCUCCAAUGGCUCUCAGGCACCACCCUCGCCGUCGCCACAGCCGCUGGCACCGUAGCCAUCUGGACCCUAACCCGCCCGGGCACCCUCUCCCAAACCCCUCAACCACACAAUCCGCGCCCUUGGUUCUACCACCAACUAGCCGACACUUUCAUCCUGACCAUCUCCUCCGCUUGGCCCUCAAACCCGCACUACCUCUCCAUCAGCACCGCCGACGGCUUUGCCCGCCUCUUCGACCUACGCAGCCCCACCGCCGACACCACGGCCUCCAUCCGCGGGCGCACCCUGUGCCUCACACAAGCCUGGCACGAGCACACUCAAUCCUUCGUCAUGCCCGACGAACACUACAUCCUACGGCACACGCCCGUCCGCCGCUACUAUCAUAACCUGUACAGCAUGCGACUGGACAAUAGCAUCACGCGCGUGGCUACGAGCCCCGUGCACCCGGGCGUGCUGGUCGGUGGUACCGAUGGCGACGUGCAGACGAGUAACCCCGUGAUGCGCAUUGCGAAUUACAAGGUUGUGCCGUGGCAGCAGAAAUGGUUUGUGCAUGAGUGGAGGAGUGAAGUCACAAAAUUAACCGUCAAACCUGUCACUACUAUUAACGCCCCCGGAGAAGAAAUAUCUGAGGAAAAAGGAGAAAAAGAUAAUGCUAGUGUAGCGAAUGUGCCAGACGACAUCCUCCGCCAACCCCUCGUACGCAUCUCAGAGGGCUACAAGGCGGUGCAGCAGGGUAUCGCGAGUAGUGCGGUGUCGAAGCGGAAGGGCAACCCGGAGAUUGGGCGAUCGAUUAGUAUUUUUGAGGAAAAGUCCGCAGUUACGGCUUUGGCGUGGAAUCCGAAUUUGAAAUAUGGGACGUGGGCGGUUGCGGGGAUGGGGUCGGGAUUGUUGAGGGUGGAGGAUGUGGGGAUUGUGGAGAAGAAGAAGUAG